Messenger RNA from Mustela erminea (ermine), 4157 nucleotides. RefSeq names its product integrin alpha-D-like. Gene Ontology annotation, biological process: integrin-mediated signaling pathway; cell-matrix adhesion; cell-cell adhesion. Gene Ontology annotation, molecular function: integrin binding. Bases 102 to 3569 code for a protein of 1155 amino acids. The transcript has 30 exons. Gene Ontology annotation, cellular component: external side of plasma membrane; integrin complex. The record is from RefSeq and is a predicted model, not a curated record. Lineage: Eukaryota; Metazoa; Chordata; Mammalia; Carnivora; Mustelidae.
CCUCAAGGCUCUGAGUCAGUGUUUUAACUCUCCCCCAGGGCACUGAGUGUCCUUCGGUGCUCUGCUGCUCAGCUCUUCACUUCUUCAAUGCAUGCUCUGUGAUGGCUUUUGCAAUUGUGCUCCUCCUGGGUGUUCUGGCUUCUUAUCAUGGAUUCAACUUGGAUGUGGAGGAGCCCGUGAUAUUUCGAGAGGAUGGAGCUAGCUUUGGACAGAGCGUGGUCCAGUUUGACAGAUCUAGACUCGUGGUGGGAGCCCCCCUGGAGGUGGUGGCGGUCAACCAAACAGGACGGUUGUACGACUGUGUGGCUGCCACUGGCCUAUGUCAACCCAUACCACUGCACACACCCCCAGAGGUCAUGAACAUGUCCCUGGGCCUGUCCCUGGCAGCCUGCACCAAUCGUUCCUGGAUACUGGCCUGUGGUCCCACCAUGCACAGAGCCUGUGGGGAGAAUAUGUAUGCAGAAGGCUUCUGCUUCCUGUUGGGUUCCCACCUGCAGACCAUUUGGACCAUGCCUGCUUCCCUGCCAGAGUGUCCAAGUCAAGAGAUGGACAUUGUCUUCCUGAUUGAUGGUUCUGGCAGCAUUGUCCAAAGUGACUUUAAGCAGAUGAAGGACUUUGUCAGAGCUGUAAUGGGACAGUUUGAAGGCACCAACACCCUGUUUUCCCUGAUACAGUACUCCAACCUUAUGAAGGUCCACUUUACCUUCCGCCAAUUCCAGAGGAUCUCGAACCCUCAGAGCCUGGUGGAUCCCAUUGUCCAGCUGGAUGGCCUCACAUUUACAGCCACGGGGAUCCGGACAGUGGUGGAAGAACUAUUUCAUAGUAAGAAUGGGGCCCGAAAAAGUGCCAAGAAGAUCCUCAUUGUCAUCACGGAUGGGCAGAAAUACAAAGACCCCCUGGACUACAGCAACGUCAUCCCCCAGGCACAGAAAGCUGGCAUCAUUCGCUAUGCCAUUGGGGUGGGGAAUGCUUUCCAGGAACCCACUGCCAGGCAGGAGCUGAACACCAUCGGCUCACUGCCCUCUCAGGACCACGUGUUCAGGGUGGACAACUUUGCGGCACUCGGCAGCGUCCAGGAGCAGCUUCAGGAGAAGAUCUUUGCAGUCGAGGGAACCCAGUCGAAGGCAAGUAGCUCUUUCCAACAUGAGAUGUCACAAGAAGGCUUCAGUUCAGCGCUCGCAAUGGAUGGACCAGUUCUGGGGGCAGUGGGGAGCUUCGGCUGGUCUGGAGGUGCCUUCCUGUACCCCCAAAACCAAAGCCCCACUUUCAUCAACAUGUCUCAAGAGAAUGUGGACAUGAGGGACUCUUACCUGGGUUACUCCACUGAGCUGGCCUUUUGGAAGGGGGUCCCCAGCCUGAUCCUGGGGGCCCCCCGCCAUCAGCAUACUGGGAAGGCUGUCAUCUUCACCAAGACGUCUGGGCAAUGGAGGCCGAAGGCUGAAGUCGCAGGGACUCAGAUCGGCUCUUACUUUGGGGCCUCCCUCUGCACUGUGGAUGUGGAUAGAGACGGCAGCUCUGACCUGGUCCUCAUCGGGGCUCCUCAUUACUACAAGCCAACCCGAGGGGGGCAGGUGUCUGUGUGCCCCUUGCCCCAGGGGAGGGCUAAGUGGCAAUGUGAGGCCAUUCUCUUUGGGGAGCAAGGCCACCCCUGGGGCCGCUUUGGGGCAGCGCUGACGGUGCUGGGGGAUGUGAAUGGGGACAAGCUGACGGACGUGGCCAUCGGGGCCCCAGGAGAGCAGGAGAGCCGGGGUGCUGUCUACCUAUUUCAUGGAACCUCAGGGCUGGGCAUCAGCCCCUCCCACAGUCAGCGGAUCGCGGGCUCCCAGCUCUCUCCUUCACUCCAGUAUUUUGGGCAGUCCCUGAGUGGGGGUCAGGACCUCACCCAGGACGGACUGGUGGACCUGGCUGUCGGGGCCUGGGGACAGGUGCUGCUGCUCAGGAGUCGGCCAGUGCUGAAUGUGGGGGUGGCCAUGAGAUUCAUGCCAGCGGAGGUGCCAAAGGUUGUGUACCAGUGCUGGGGAGACAUGCCAUCCACCCUGGAAGCUGGGAAUGCCACAGUGUGUCUCACUAUCCACAAAAGCUCACUGGACCAGCUAGGUGAUGUCCAAAGCUCUGUCAAGUAUGAUCUGGUAUUAGACCCAGGCCGUCUGGUUUCUCGUGCCAUUUUUGACGAAACCAAGAACUGGACUUUGAUUCGAAGGAAAACCCUGGGAAUGGGAGUUUACUGUGAAACCAUUAAGCUGCUUUUACCAGACUGUGUGGAGGACGUGGUCAAUCCCAUCAUCCUACGCCUCAACUUCUCCUUGGUUGGGAAGCCCAUCCCCUCAUCUCAGAACCUUCGCCCUGUGCUGGCUAUGGACUCACAGGACCUCUUCACUGCUUCUCUCCCCUUUGAGAAGAACUGUGGACAAGAUCACCUCUGUGAAGGGGACCUGAGCAUCAAUCUCAGCUUCUCAGGCCUGCAGACCCUUGUGGUAGGGAGCUCCCUGGAGCUUAAUGUGACAGUGACUCUGUGGAAUGAGGGUGAGGACUCCUAUGGAACUGUGGUCCACUUCUACUACCCAGCAGGGCUGUCCUAUCGACGAGUGUUAGAAACACAGCAAGCCCAUCAGCGCCCACUGCGCCUGGCGUGUGAGGGAGGGCCUGCUGGGGAUGAGGGCCGGACAAGCAGCAGCUGUAGCAUCAACCACCCCAUCUUCCAAGAGGGCACCAAGGGCACCUUCACAGUCACAUUUGAUGUCUCCUACAAGGCCACCCUGGGCAACAAGAUGCUUCUGAAGGCCAGUGCAAGCAGUGAGAAUAAUAAACCUAUGACCAGCAAAACCGACGUUCAUCUGGAGCUCCCAGUGAAAUAUGCUGUCUACGUGGUGAUCAGCAGGCAGGAAGAGUCUACAAAGUACUUCAACUUUUCAACUUCUGAUGAGAAGAACAAGAAAGAAGCUGAGCAUCGUUAUCGUGUGAAUAACCUGAGUCAGCGAGAUGUGACCAUCAGCGUUAAUUUCUGGGUUCCUGUCCUGCUGAAUGGAAUGGCUGUGUGGGAUGAGGCUGUGGUGGCCCCUUCUCAGAAUCUCUCCUGUGUGUCGGAGAGGGUACCUCCCCAGCAUCCUGACUUUGUGACCCAGAUUCCAGGGAGUCUUGUACUGAACUGCUCCAUUGCUGACUGCCUGAAGUUCCACUGUGACCUCCCCACUUUUGGCAUUCAGGAGGAACUUGACUUCAUCCUGAAGGGCAAACUCAACUUUGGCUGGGUCAGCCAGACAUUGCAGAAGAAGGUAUUGGUAAUGACUGUGGCUGAAAUCACGCUCAACAGAUCCGUGUAUUCCCAGCUUCCAGGACAGGAGGCAUUCUUGAGAGCUCAGAUGGAGACGGUGCUGGAGAAGUAUGAGGUCUACAAUCCUAUCCCCAUCAUUGUGGGCAGCUCUGUGGGAGGACUGCUGCUGCUGGCUCUCAUCACAGCCGUCCUGUACAAGGUUGGCUUCUUCAAGCGUCAGUAUAAGGAAAUGAUGGUGGAAGCAAACGGACAGACUGUCCCAGAAAAUGGGACUUCAGACCCUCAAGCUGCCCAAUAAGAAACUACCUACUAUUGUCCCUUGGACCUGAUAUCCUCUGAGAAGUUUCCUGGCUCUCUUAUUCCCACCUAAGUUAGGCCUACAGGGGAGAACUGUUCAACAUGAGUGAGGCUAGGGUCAGGCUGCUUUCUCUCCUUGGGAGGAUGCAGUGUGUCCACACAAAGUGCCUUGUCUGGGAGGGGUCAUUUGUCUUGUCAAAGCUGUAACUGGAAACCUCAGAGCAGGAUCUUAAACAUGCCCCUGGGUGGAGUGGGUUUGGAUUUCUACUUAGAAAUACAUGAACAAUAGAGUCAAGCUCUAGUCUCUCUUGCUUCACUUGCUACCAAUGGUCUUUCCAAAAUGCAGUACUGAACAAGCCACAAUCCUCCUCUAUCUUUAGUGACUCCCUGUAAUUUUCAGGUUGACAUCUGAGCUAUCCAAGUUGAUGUUAGGAUUGCAUUCCAUUUCUAGAGGGCGGUUAUGAGGCAGAAACCAUGACUUGCUCUGUGCUCUAUUCCUAGUAAAAUAAUGUCAGUAUCAGCUUUGUCUCCGGAAUCUCAGUCCAGAUUUCCCAAACUGAACUGGGAAUAAAAUGUCUGCACACUGGAA